Sinocyclocheilus grahami is the source of this 691-nucleotide messenger RNA. RefSeq names its product sorting nexin-20-like. The record is from RefSeq and is a predicted model, not a curated record. Gene Ontology annotation, cellular component: early endosome membrane. Gene Ontology annotation, molecular function: phosphatidylinositol phosphate binding. The annotation marks the transcript as partial. Gene Ontology annotation, biological process: protein transport. NCBI's taxonomy places the organism in Eukaryota, Metazoa, Chordata, Actinopteri, Cypriniformes, Cyprinidae. The transcript has a single exon.
GUGUACCAGGUUGUGGUGAUCCGCUCAGGUAGUUACGACUUUGAGCGAGUAGCUAUCGAGCGACGCUACUCAGACUUCCUCCACCUUCAUCAGGAGCUCCUGCUGGACUUCAGCGAGGAAAUGGAGGACAUUGUGAUGCCCAGGAAGAAAAUGACGGGUAACUUCUCAGAGGAGAACAUCGCAGAGCGGCGCGUGGCCCUCAGGGACUAUCUUACUCAGCUCUACUCCCUCCGUUGUGUCCGAAAAUCACAAGCGUUUCUAGCGUUCUUCACUCAUAAGGAAUUAAAACCUUCAUAUGACCUCCUGCGUGGGGGCCGCUUUUCCCGGGCCCUUGAGGGCCUCCAGAAAGUGUUGGUACUUCAGGAAAAACUAUCUUCUCACAACCCUACUAUGGUGGUACCAACCUUGUGUGCCAUACUGGUGUGCCAAAGGGAUCUAGAAGACUCUGACGCAGCAUUUCAAACUGGCAGAAGAGCUCUGCCCACGGUGAGACGAUACGAGCUCCGGCAGUAUCAAGGGCCCCUGCUGGAGGCUCUUGUUGAUUUGGGCUACAGUCUUGGGCUGCCUGUGGCCCAGUUACAGGAUGAGCUGACCAGAGUGCAAGACUCUCCAAACGGGCAGGUGUCAGAGAUGUCCCUUAAAGAACUGGUGGUGCAAGAGUUUGUAUAAUCAGCAACAACUGCAAUGUAGU